Puccinia graminis f. sp. tritici CRL 75-36-700-3 is the source of this 1973-nucleotide messenger RNA. RefSeq lists its product as uncharacterized. NCBI's taxonomy places the organism in Eukaryota, Fungi, Basidiomycota, Pucciniomycetes, Pucciniales, Pucciniaceae. The record is from RefSeq and is a predicted model, not a curated record. The coding region runs from base 155 to 1459 and encodes 434 amino acids. The transcript is spliced from 3 exons.
UUCGUCUAUCCACCAAGAGCUCUUCAUCACCUCCUCACAAGAAUAUCAACUGAUACUUCCAGUAAAAUAAUCAAUCACACGUGACACAAAGGAAGUGAACCACUGUUUUCGGCUCCAAAAAUCAUCAUCUUGACAUUCUUCCCCCAAUUGUAGAAUGUAUCCUAGCCUUGUGUCCUCGUUGCAUCGGGAUCGAUUCUCGAUUUUCUCGCAUUCCUUAGGAGACCAUUCGGUGCACAAGCUACCCUACAAGCUAACAGCGGCGGCCUUUGGGGGUUUCCCGGCAGUCGAAAUCUCGCUGGUCGAUCUGGAGGAUUAUGCGAGCAAGAAGGGCUGUGAGUUGCUAGAGGCGGCGCAAGAGAUCGGGGAGGUCUGUCGACUCUUGGGUCUGCGGGUCACAUGCAUCCAGCCCUUGAGGGAUGUGAUCGAGUCCAGGAAGCCGGCCUCCGAUGGGGUCACGAAGGCCUUGAGGCUCUUCCCUGUCAUGGACGCCCUCGACACCGAGCUCCUCUUGGUCUGCUCUUCCUCUCUUCCAGCUGACCAACUCGACCAGUCCCCCGAGACUGCAAUCUCCCAUCUCAAGGCCAUCGGACUCGCGGCUGCUAACUGGGGCCCUAAGCCUAAGAAGGUCGCCUUCGAGGCUCUUUCCUGGGGCACUCAUAUCAAUCUAUGGCGUCAAGCUUGGGAUAUCGUUCAAGCGGUGAAUUUGGAAAAUGUGGGGAUUUGUUUAGACUCCUUUAACACUCUAGCUCGGGAAUGGGCCGAUCCAACCGUCGAAGGAGGCAUCCAAGCCGAUGCGGACAGGAACCUGAAGGAAUCGAUGAGUCAGCUGAGUCAAUUACCUGGCUCGAAGAUCUUUCUGCUCCAGAUUGGGGACGGGGCGAGAUUGGGGGCGCCGAUAGAGAGAGGGACGUUUGAGCGGCCGGCGUUGAUGAGAUGGUCGCGCUCGUCGCGCCUGUUCCCGAUGGAAUCGGAGCUUGGCGGCUAUCUGCCGGUGACCGAGUUCAUCGAGGCGGUGGUCAAGACCGGCUAUUCCGGCCAUUGGAGUCUAGAGAUCUUCAACAACAGCUUGAAAUGUGAGGCCGAUUCGACGCCGAUCACCCACGCCAUCAGAGGCUUCCAUGGCCUCUCAAAGCUGGUCAAGUUCGUCUUUACCAACAACCAUCAUCUGGUCGACCAGCCCGGCGAUCCGCUUCUCGCACAGCCGCCCCUCCAGCUCCUCAACCGCAUCCGUCCCUUCCCCUUCAAGCCCACCUUCCACAGACCUAAUCUCAGCUUCAGCGCCAGUGACUCAAGCUCCAUCGAGCUCAACCAUCCUUGCUCUCCCCCCCAAAGUGACCCCGAUCAUUUCGAACAAGCUAUCAGCACUUCCCCCGGCAAACUUUAUGGCUCCGAGAACGAUCCCUCUUUCCACCCUCAUCUCCACAUCUCUGCCUCCAAUCGCCCUCUACAUCUUAUAUGAAUCCUGUCUCCUUUUUCGCUCGCUCACUUUGUCCAUCCCCUAUCGUUUGCUCCCCUUCUACCCCUCCCCCCUUUCUCUUUCCAACACUUUCAUCUGAUCACGCAUAUGCGGUUUUCCUUCAUAAGAUCCCCUUCCUGUCCGUCCAAAGAUAAACCCCGGAGCUCGCUGCGGUCUGUUAGCUUUCGAUUCAAGUCCUAGUAUUAAUCAAUCCCCGUGCAAUGUCACUUUAACUUAUGUUUACAAAUUCAGGUAGAGGUAGUCUAUAACACUCUUCCCCCAAAAACUUUUCCUUAUGUAUGUCGUUUCAUGUGUAUUAAAGAUGCUGUGCUAUUCAAUACCUAAUGUUUGUGGAAAUCAUUUACAUACAUAUUUAUCCAUGGCCUUCAAGAACAUGGCCAAGUGGGCCAUGCACCUUUUCUGAGAACACGGCUGUACAUACAUACAACAUAUAUGUAACUAGGUUCUCCCUGUUUAAUCAGCCUGGACAAAGCAACACAAAUAUCAUAGAUAUUAU